CAUGCGUCCUGGCGCUCACUACAGUCGGCGGCUUGCAGCACGCUACCCCGGCUCAGUGCGCCCCGAGCAGCCCAAGCGCGCGGUUACGAUGCCCCUCUCCGUCGGUCCGAACCAAAGCCAGCGUCAGAACCGAGCACCGAGAAGCAGACACACCGCCUUCGAUAGCAGCUCCGCAGCAGGAUGCCCGGCGGAAAGAGAGGACUUGUGGCACCGCAGAACACUUUUCUGGAGAACAUCGUCCGGCGUUCAAGUGAGACCAGCUUUCUCCUGGGAAAUGCCCAGAUUGUGGAGUGGCCUGUAGUGUACAGCAAUGACGGAUUCUGUAAGCUGUCGGGCUUCCACAGAGCAGAGGUCAUGCAGAAGAGCAGCACAUGCAGUUUUAUGUACGGAGAGCUGACGGACAAGAAGACCAUCGAUAAAGUCAGGCAGGCGUUUGACAACUAUGAGUCCAACUGCUUUGAAAUCCUGCUGUACAGGAAGAAUAGAAGUCCAGUCUGGUUCUACAUGCAAGUAGCCCCUAUCAGGAAUGAGAAUGACAGGGUGGUUUUGUUCCUCUGCACUUUUAAAGACAUAACUCUCUUCAAGCAGCCCAUUGAAGAUGAAACCACUAAAGGAUGGACAAAAUUUGCACGACUUACACGUGCGCUCACCAACAACCGCAACACACUGCAGCAGCUGGCUCCCAUUGGCAAACAUGAAGUCAGCCAUAAGCAAUCCAGAUUGGCAGAGGUUCUGCAGCUGAACUCUGACAUCCUUCCACAGUACAAACAGGAAGCCCCAAAGACGCCACCUCAUAUCAUCCUUCACUACUGCACCUUUAAGACCACCUGGGACUGGGUCAUCCUCAUCCUCACCUUUUACACAGCCAUUAUGGUACCCUACAACGUCUCUUUCAAGACAAAGCAGAAUAACAUUGUGUGGUUGGUGCUGGAUAGUGUGGUGGAUGUCAUUUUCCUGGUGGACAUUGUUCUCAAUUUCCACACCACUUUUGUGGGACCUGGUGGAGAAGUGAUCUCAGACCCCAAGCUCAUCCGCAUGAACUACCUGAAGACCUGGUUCGUCAUUGAUCUGCUCUCCUGUCUGCCUUACGAUAUCAUCAAUGCCUUUGAGAAUGUGGAUGAGGGUAUCAGCAGUCUAUUCAGCUCUCUAAAAGUGGUUCGCCUUCUGCGUCUGGGCCGAGUGGCCAGGAAAUUGGACCACUACCUGGAAUACGGUGCUGCUGUUCUGGUCCUAUUAGUCUGUGUGUUUGGACUCGUGGCCCACUGGUUGGCCUGCAUCUGGUACAGUAUUGGAGAUUAUGAGGUCAUUGAUGAAGCCACCAACACCAUCAAGAUGGACAGCUGGCUUUACCAACUGGCUAUCAGCAUUGGAUCACCAUACCGAUACAACGCUAGUGGCUCUGGCCAGUGGGAGGGCGGACCUGGCAAAGACUCUUUAUACAUCACUUCUUUGUAUUUCACUAUGACCAGCUUGACAACCAUUGGCUUUGGAAACAUUGCACCUACCACAGAUGGAGAGAAGAUCUUUUCUGUGGCCAUGAUGAUGGUGGGAUCCCUUCUUUAUGCCACCAUCUUUGGAAAUAUGACAACCAUCUUCCAGCAGAUGUAUGCCAACACAAACCGCUACCAUGAAAUGCUCAACAACGUCAGGGACUUCCUGAAGCUCUACCAGGUUCCUAAGGGCCUCAGUGAGCGUGUCAUGGACUACAUUGUCUCCACCUGGUCCAUGUCCAAAGGCAUCGACACAGAGAAGGUCUUAUCUAUAUGUCCUAAGGAUAUGCGAGCUGACAUCUGUGUCCACCUCAACAGAAAGGUGUUCAACGAACAUCCAGCUUUCAGGUUAGCCAGUGAUGGCUGCCUGCGCUCUCUGGCUGUGGAGUUUCAGACCAUCCAUUGUGCACCUGGAGACCUGAUCUACCAUGCCGGUGAGAGCGUUGACACCCUUUGCUUCGUGGUGUCAGGGUCACUUGAAGUCAUCCAGGACGACGAGGUGAUUGCCAUCCUUGGUAAAGGUGAUGUGUUUGGAGACGUCUUUUGGAAAGAAACUACUCUAGCCCAUGCCUGCGCUAAUGUUCGAGCCCUAACCUACUGUGACCUCCAUGUAAUAAGGAGGGAGGCCUUGCUCAAAGUCUUAGAGUUUUACACAGCCUUCGCCAAUUCCUUCUCCCGGAACCUCAUCCUCACAUGCAACCUACGCAAGCGGAUGACAUAUCAGAAGUACCUUCACCUGAAGCAGCACAACAGCACCCUCAUCAGUAAGAUCCUGGCAGUGGAUCCAGAUGCUCCCAUCCUGCUGCUGUUAGGAAUGGACAUCUUAAGAGUGCAUAAGAUAAUUUUCCGUAAAAUCAGUGAGGUAAAAAAGGAGGAAGAGGAGAGGGAGCGAGCAAAGAACGAGGUGCCGAUCACCAUCCCACAGGACCAUCCAGUUCGCAAACUUUUCCAGAAGUUCAAGCAGCAGAAGGAGCUACGCAACCAGAGUGCUGCAACUGCCUCACAAGUGGAUCUUGAGAAGAACCAUCUACAGGUGGAACAGCAGCAUCACCAGCACCUUUACCCCCACACCCUGCAGCUGGGUCAUUCUAGUCCACAGCACUCUCUCCCGCUUAACCUACAACGACCUCACACAUCAAUGCAGAACGGGGCCCCUCCCAGCAGCAGUGUGCUGACAGUGUCUCAGGUAACACCCAUGAACAGCUCGUUGCCCUACAGUCAUCCCAGUGAACCUCCUGCAAAACAGAACAAUCAAGAUACCAUGGAACUACAGCCCAAUUCUGCUGGGGAGGGAGUUGAGCUGCCUGUCAGGCUAAAAGACAGCACCAGUCCUGGUGUGGGAAAGUCCGUCACCAAACCCAGUGGGUGGAUGCGGCUGAAAAUCAACAUGACUCCGGUGGAGGCCAGGAAGGAGGGACUAAACAACAAUUUGAAGGCCAUUUCUGUGGAGAUGCUCUCUCGGGACGGUAAGAGUCAGGAACCCAGUGGGAUUCAAGAUAUAGGAGACGGAGGGGUUUCUAGUAGCAAUCCUCUCCGCAAGACAGACUCGUGCGAUAGCGGCAUCACUAAGAGUGAAUUGCGGAUUGACCGGGCCGGUGAAGCCCGGACACCUACAGCAGGUACUCCUCUCGUCCACAGCCCUCUUCCAGGAGCUGUUGGAUCCCCUCUCCCUUUUUGCCCUAUGCCAGAGCAGGCCCUACAAGCCAUGCUGCACGAGACCCGGCUGGAGCUCCGAGAAGACAUCCAGACGCUGGGAGGCCGCAUGAGUGCCCUUGAGAGUCAAGUAGCUGCAAUUCUAAAACUGUUAUUGGAGAAGAGGCAGCCGUCCAUCUCUUCCACACCCAAAACCAAAAUUCACCAUCAGGACAUUUUCACGGUUUCCAGACCUGUUUCUCCUGACUUGGAGAAGGAUGAUGUGCUUUGA
Girardinichthys multiradiatus is the source of this 3414-nucleotide messenger RNA. Its product is annotated as potassium voltage-gated channel subfamily H member 5-like. Gene Ontology annotation, cellular component: membrane. Gene Ontology annotation, biological process: potassium ion transmembrane transport; regulation of membrane potential. Bases 181 to 3414 code for a protein of 1077 amino acids. The transcript has 14 exons. Gene Ontology annotation, molecular function: voltage-gated potassium channel activity. The record is from RefSeq and is a predicted model, not a curated record. NCBI's taxonomy places the organism in Eukaryota, Metazoa, Chordata, Actinopteri, Cyprinodontiformes, Goodeidae.